This is a messenger RNA of Gastrolobium bilobum, 3073 nucleotides long. RefSeq names its product pentatricopeptide repeat-containing protein At5g02860. Gene Ontology annotation, molecular function: protein binding. NCBI's taxonomy places the organism in Eukaryota, Viridiplantae, Streptophyta, Magnoliopsida, Fabales, Fabaceae. The record is from RefSeq and is a predicted model, not a curated record. The transcript has a single exon. Bases 10 to 2460 code for a protein of 816 amino acids.
AGAAGAGGCAUGGACAUGGUUGAAAAGGUUGCUCUUCCUCUGCCCCUCCCUAACCCACCAUCACCAUCCCCAUCCCCUUCCCCUUCCAGACCCUUUUCUAUGCCUAUGGCUGUGACUAUGACUAUGACUAUUCCACCCACACCUUCACCUUCACCUUCACCACCACCAAUAACCACUCUUGUCCAAGACCUCAAUUCCACUUCCUCUUCGCAUCUCCGACGCCGCACCACCAUCACCAAAUCCUCCGACCCCAACCGCGGCAAGCCAUGGUCUACUCAUGGCCUUUCUCCUCGAGGUCAGCAUAUUCUCCAAACCUUAAAUCAUCCUUCCUUUGAUUCCAAUUCCACUCAUUUGGAUGAUAUUUUGCGUCCCCUUUUUGACCUUCCACAUCCCGCUUCUUUGUCUUCUGAUAUUUUGAGCAUAAUCAAGGGUUUAGGGUUUAACAAGAAAUUUGAACUCGCUUUGUCCGUCUUUAAUUGGGUUCGAAGCAGGGAGGGUUGUGUUCCCCUCUUGAGUGGUUCUGCUAUCGCUGUCAUUAUUAACAUUCUUGGCAAAGCUGGUCGAGUCUCAUCCGCUGCCUCCUUGCUCCUCAGUCUUGAAAAUGAUGGGUUUGAGAUUGAUGUCUAUGCUUACACUUCUUUGAUAACUGCUUAUGCCAGUAACGGCAGGUACAUGGACGCCGUCAAGACGUUUAACAAGAUGCAACAAGAUGGCUGUACACCUACUCUGAUCACUUUUAAUGUCAUUUUGAAUGUUUAUGGCAAAAUGGGCAUGCCUUGGUCUAACAUCACAGCUCUUGUUGAUGCUAUGAAAAGAGAUGGGGUUGCCCCUGAUUUGUACACUUUUAAUACGCUUAUAAGUUGUUGUCGUCGUGGUUCUUUGUAUGAAGAAGCUGUCCACCUGUUUGACCGGAUGAAGUUAGCGGGAUUCACUCCUGACAAGGUUACAUAUAAUGCAUUAUUGGAUGUUUUUGGCAAGUCCAGACGCCCCAAGGAGGCUAUGCAGGUUCUUAUAGAGAUGGAAAGUAAUGGGCUUUCCCCUACCAGUGUAACUUACAAUUCAUUGAUAUCGGCUUAUGCUAGAGGUGGUUUGUUGGGGGAAGCAUUGGAGCUUAAAACCCAAAUGCUGGAGAAAGGGAUUCAGCCUGAUGUUUUUACCUACACAACCCUUUUGUCGGGAUUUGAGAAGGCCGGAAAAGAUGAGUUUGCCGUUAAAAUUUUCGAAGAAAUGAGAGCAGCAGGGUGCAAACCUAAUAUUUGCACCUUUAAUGCCCUUAUUAAGAUGCAUGGUAACCGAGGAAAGUUUGUGGAGAUGAUGAAAGUCUUUGAGGAGAUCAAGGUAUGCAAGUGUUCCCCUGAUAUUGUUACUUGGAACACCCUUUUGGCUGUAUUUGGACAAAAUGGAAUGGACUCCGAGGUUUCGGGAGUAUUUAAAGAAAUGAAGAGAGCAGGGUUUAUGCCCGAGAGGGACACCUUCAACACCCUAAUAAGUGCAUACAGCAGGUGUGGUUCCUUUGACCAAGCAAUAGCUGUUUAUAAGAGCAUGCUGGAAGCUGGAGUGGCUCCGGAUCUUUCUACCUAUAAUGCUGUUUUAGCAGCAUUGGCUCGGGGAGGCCUUUGGGAACAAUCUGAGAAAGUCCUUGCUGAAAUGAAGGAUGGUCGGUGUAAACCUAAUGAGCUGACAUACUCUUCUUUACUUCAUGCUUAUGCCAAUGGUAAGGAGAUUGAAAGGAUGACUGCUUUUGCUGAGGAGAUGUACUCUGGCUCUAUUGAAACACAUGCUGUUCUUUUGAAGACACUAGUUCUCGUAAAUAGCAAGAGUGAUCUCCUGAAGGAAACAGAACGCUCUUUUCUGGAGUUAAGGAGAAGAGGAAUUUCGCCUGACAUAUCUACUCUGAAUGCAAUGAUUUCAAUAUAUGGGAGGAAGCAGAUGGUGACCAAAACCAAUGAGAUUUUGAACUUCAUGUACGAGACUGGAUUUACUCCAAGUUUGACUACUUAUAAUAGCUUGAUGUACAUGUACAGUCGUUCUGAAAACUUCGAAAAAUCAGAAGAAAUCUUAAGGGAUGUUCUGGAGAAAGGUAUGAAACCUGAUAAAAUUUCAUACAAUACUGUUAUUUAUGCAUAUUGCAGAAAUGGUAGGAUGAAGGAGGCUUCCCGGAUAUUUUCUGAAAUGAAAGAUUCUGGACUUGUUCCUGAUGUUGUAACUUACAACACAUUUAUUGCAACUUAUGCUGCUGACUCAAUGUUUGUUGAGGCUAUUGAUGUAGUUCGAUACAUGAUCAAGCAGGGAUGUAAGCCCAACCAGAAUACUUACAACUCCAUCGUUGAUUGGUAUUGUAAGCUCAAUCAGAAAGAUGAGGGAAAAAGUUUUGUUAAAAACCUUGGUAAUCUUGACCCACGUGUUUCCAAGGAGGAAGAAAGUAGGUUACUAGAUAGAAUUGCAAAAAAAUGGCCAUAAGUUGUUCCAUGACUCUCUGGAAUCUUUACUGGAAUUUUGAUGUUUAUUUGGCCCCAGUUUUUUGAUGCCCUUAGUCUCUUCUUUCUCCUUUGUUGUCAUGUUAUAUAAUAUUUGGGUAUGGAGGUUGGCAUUAACCCAAUGUAUUUGAAAAAGGUAGCAGCAUGUCUGCAGAGGUUGUACAGAGAGAAUGGGGAGGGGUUGGUACUGAUAUUCAAAAACUUGUAGAAUAGACUAUAUAACAAUGUUACCAAGAAAAAAACAUGUAUAGAGUAAUUUUUAUGACAGUAUUUCUGAUAUUAUUUGUAAGGGGCAGGAUCUUUGAUAUCAGUGUCAAAUUUUGAAAUUUAACAGCAAAUCAUAUCCGUUGAUUUCAGUUAAUCAAUGAUUAUCAUUUAUUGGGAAUUAAUAAUAAUAAUUAAUAAGUUUGAUUCCCAAUAAAUGAUAGCCGUUGAUUGACGGAAAUCAAAGGUUGGGAUUUGGUGUCAAAUUUCGAAAUUUGACACUAGUGUCAAAGGAUCCUACCCUUAUUUGUAACGUAGUGCAUCCGUUACAAUGUAUUUGAGUUUUUAUUUUUUUGCUUCGGGAGCUCUAUUAAAGAUUGUUCCUGCAGCUA